AUUUUAUCAUUGUUUUUGUUUGUUGUCUUGUGCAAAAAAUGAUAGUUUAUAAUAAUUUCUAGGUUCUUUAACAAAUUUUCAAUCAAGAAGCUGAGUAAAAUACAAUUUUUAUAACUGGGAGGUGUAAAUACUAACUUCAAUUAGGAACAAUAAUAUUUGAAGGUUAUAAUGAGUACCGUUGAGUACGUGCAGAUCAAGGACCUGAAGGCGGGCAUGAAGAACAUCAACGCGGUGUUCAUCGUGCUGGAGGUGGGCGGCCCGACGGUGACCAAGGAGGGGCGCGAGGUGCGCACGCUGCGCGUGGCGGACGCGUCGGCCGCCGUGAACCUGUCGGUGUGGGACGCGGCGGGCGCGCUGCUGGCGCCGGGCGACAUCGUGCGGCUCUCGCGCGGGUACGCGGCCGUGUGGCGCGCGCAGCUCACGCUGUACUCCGGCAAGUGCGGCGACCUGCACAAGGUGGGCGAGUUCUGCAUGCUGUUCAACGAGCAGCUCAACAUGAGUGAGCCGCAGCCGAGCGCGCCCGCCGCCGCCCCCGCGCCCGCGCCCGCCCCCGCCGCGCCCGCCGCCGACAAGCACCUGCACAAGACCUACUCGCACAACCGCGGUGCGCGCUCGCACCACCGCAACAACAGCCGCCGGUAGCCACACCACGCUCACCACCACCGGGGAUAUACUGACUCAUCUAUAUACUAUUAAAACAACUGUUUUAUCAUUCUUCUAAAUCUAAAACAACAAAUCCUACUUUUCAUUGUGUUUGUCACCAACACAUAGAAGUGCUACCUACCUGCCAGGUCAGACUGUGACUGCAUGAUGGCUUGUUCAUGUAUAAAUGUACCCAAAUAAUCCAUGCCUAUUUAUUGAGAGGAAGUGCAGAUAUAAAUUAAAUACAUACUUAUUAAGU
This is a messenger RNA of Plutella xylostella (diamondback moth), 901 nucleotides long. RefSeq names its product SOSS complex subunit B homolog. NCBI's taxonomy places the organism in Eukaryota, Metazoa, Arthropoda, Insecta, Lepidoptera, Plutellidae. The record is from RefSeq and is a predicted model, not a curated record. Gene Ontology annotation, cellular component: SOSS complex. Gene Ontology annotation, biological process: mitotic G2/M transition checkpoint; response to ionizing radiation; double-strand break repair via homologous recombination. Gene Ontology annotation, molecular function: DNA binding.